Molecule: messenger RNA, 1852 nt
Organism: Sander lucioperca (pikeperch)
Lineage: Eukaryota; Metazoa; Chordata; Actinopteri; Perciformes; Percidae
Product: histone-binding protein RBBP4
Exons: 12
Coding region: 194-1477 (427 amino acids)
Biological process (GO): regulation of gene expression
Cellular component (GO): NuRD complex; ESC/E(Z) complex; nucleus
Molecular function (GO): histone binding
Source: RefSeq, a predicted model, not a curated record
ACGACCAUUUACAAUUCGGAAGAGGGCGUUCCGGAUGUAGUUAGUCAUGCGACUUCCUUUCGGUUUUUGGUGAAUGCUGAUUGGCCAGUCCUGUUCUAUGGAGUUGGCGCCAUUGCGAGCCUCCGUGCUGUCUAUAGAGCGUUUUCACACAUUUUCUACUCUUUGCCAGUAUUAGUGGUUUAACCACGACACAAUGGCGGAUAAAGACGCUGCAUUUGAUGAUGCUGUGGAGGAAAGGGUGAUCAAUGAGGAGUACAAGAUCUGGAAGAAGAACACUCCUUUCCUCUACGACCUGGUCAUGACUCACGCUCUGGAGUGGCCCAGCCUCACUGCCCAGUGGCUGCCUGAUGUCACCAGGCCAGAGGGCAAAGACUAUAGCGUGCACAGACUGGUUUUGGGAACACACACUUCUGAUGAGCAGAAUCACCUUGUAAUUGCUAGUGUUCAGCUCCCUAAUGAUGAUGCCCAGUUUGAUGCAUCACACUAUGACAGCGAAAAAGGAGAAAAUAUAGAGUUUGGAGGCUUUGGCUCUGUAAGUGGGAAGAUUGAGAUUGAGAUCAAGAUCAAUCAUGAGGGGGAAGUGAACAGAGCCCGCUACAUGCCUCAGAAUCCUUGCAUCAUUGCCACAAAGACCCCCACCAGUGAUGUGCUGGUCUUUGAUUACACAAAGCACCCCUCCAAACCUGACCCUUCUGGAGAAUGCACCCCAGAUCUGCGGUUGAGAGGCCACCAGAAGGAGGGCUAUGGCCUCUCCUGGAACCCAAACCUCAGCGGCUGCCUCCUCAGUGCUUCUGAUGACCACACAAUCUGCCUAUGGGACAUCAGCACAGUGCCCAAAGAGGGAAAGAUAGUGGAUGCCAAGACCAUCUUCACAGGCCACACGGCUGUGGUGGAGGAUGUUUCCUGGCACCUGCUUCACGAGUCGCUCUUUGGGUCUGUGGCCGAUGACCAGAAACUUAUGAUCUGGGACACGCGGUCCAACAACACCUCCAAGCCCAGCCAUGCAGUGGACGCCCACACAGCUGAGGUCAACUGCUUGUCCUUCAAUCCCUACAGCGAGUUCAUCUUGGCCACUGGCUCUGCAGAUAAGACUGUGGCUCUUUGGGACCUAAGGAACUUGAAGCUAAAGCUGCACUCGUUUGAGUCUCACAAGGACGAGAUUUUCCAGGUUCAGUGGUCUCCUCAUAAUGAAACAAUCCUGGCCUCCAGCGGCACCGACAGGAGGCUCAAUGUCUGGGACCUCAGUAAGAUCGGAGAGGAACAGUCACCGGAGGACGCUGAGGAUGGCCCUCCUGAGCUGCUGUUCAUCCACGGCGGACACACAGCAAAGAUCUCCGACUUCUCUUGGAACCCCAACGAGCCAUGGGUCAUCUGCUCUGUAUCAGAGGACAACAUCAUGCAAGUCUGGCAGAUGGCUGAAAAUAUCUACAACGAUGAAGACCCAGAAGGUGCUGCAGAUUCAGAGGUCCAGGCAUGAGUCCAGUCUCCACAUCUCUUCGUUUGACCUGCUUGUUAAAAAUGGAUUCGUUUUCCAGUGCUGGGCGCAUAAGCAGUAAUCCCUUUUUUAAAAUACAUUUUGGGCAGCAGUGUUUUUUGAAGAACAUUGACAGAAUAAAAUGCUGCGUUGUCAUCAUGUGGUGAUGUAUUUAAAGUAAGUCUGUAUCGGUCAGAAUUUUAGAUCUUUUUAGUUUUUCAAACUCCCAGUACUCAACUCUGGCUUGUGAUGAAACCAUCACAGAUGUGUCCAACGUUCAGGUUUGCUUUUUGAUGGUUUUAUUUCUUUCAUCCUGAUUAAUUGUGCUGAAAAUAUUUCUACGAAGAUCCAUUUUAAAUAAAUAUUGUAAAUACUGUA